UAUGACAUCACUUCCGGGAAACUGCUAUUGUGGUUUUUUCCCCCCUUCCUUUGUAAGCUAAAUUAGCAUUUUUCUUGAAAGCUUUUCGCAGUCUUAUGUAUUUUCUUGCCCUGACUUUGAUAUUUACAUUCAUAUAACGAAGAAGAAGAGAUAAAUAUUCUCGGCACAGAGAGGUCACUGAGCCAAUUAGCAGCAUCAUGUCUGCAGAGCUGGACCUGUCUCCUCCAGAUGUCCCUGAGCCUACCUUUCUAGAGAGUGUACUGCGGUACGGGUUGUUCCUGGGCGCCAUCUUCCAACUCAUCUGCAUCCUGGCUGUCAUCUUCCCCACAUCCAAGGGACAUGAACAGGAGGAGAUUGAGUCCACUGAUGGAAAGGCUGCUGAACAGCUGAGGAGACCUAAAGGACCGGCACCUCAGAUUCGACAGAAACCAAAGAAAGAGAGCAAAAAGAAGCGAUAGACAGCUGUAUGUGUGUCUGCAUAUGUAUGCGUACUUGUUGAGUGAAUGAGUGUAGUGUAGUCAUCAGUGAGUCAAAUUUGGCAGUUACCACUACAGGUAUAUGGAACACAAAUGUCAUAUUACAACAAUAAAAAAAUUCAAGGCACUCCGGAAUGACACUGUGUCCUAUUCACAUUCAACGCAGUAUUACAAGGAAAAAAUUCCCAUGGCUGCGCUGACUGCCACAUAUUUUAAUGGUUAUACUAUGUUUUGCAUUUAUUUUCUUUUAUAAUUGAAUAUCAUUGACUGAAUUGUAUUUGGAUUACAACAGAUGAUUAAAUGUAUUAUGCAGUCA
Molecule: messenger RNA, 792 nt
Organism: Lates calcarifer (barramundi perch)
Lineage: Eukaryota; Metazoa; Chordata; Actinopteri; Centropomidae
Gene: manbal
Product: mannosidase beta like
Exons: 3
Coding region: 198-458 (86 amino acids)
Cellular component (GO): membrane
Source: RefSeq, a predicted model, not a curated record